Messenger RNA from Pocillopora damicornis (cauliflower coral), 2459 nucleotides. RefSeq names its product transforming protein p54/c-ets-1. Gene Ontology annotation, molecular function: protein binding; sequence-specific DNA binding. The record is from RefSeq and is a predicted model, not a curated record. Lineage: Eukaryota; Metazoa; Cnidaria; Anthozoa; Scleractinia; Pocilloporidae.
UUGCCUAUUAUAACAUGACAAUAGUCGUUGGAUCAGCUUGGAGUAAAGGAAACAGCGCACGAAAUGGAUUCUACGCAACGAUCCUGACGAACGGCGGCUGAACUUAUAUUUCAGCAGAGUUUCGUUCAAUCUUUGACGAUACGUCUUGUUAAAGCAUUGAUCGCGUCGGAUUGGUGUCGCUAGCAGAAAGACCGCGGCCUGCAUUACACUGCUUUGAUUUGCGAAUUUCAAUAUAGGAAAUUGUUCCGAGACAAUGAGCGAUCCUGUUGCCAUUCGAGUUCUCAUCGACGAUGGCACGCCGCGAAUGUCGUUUCCUUUCCGAAUUCAUCUUUCCUUAACGGUCUUCAGGCUGAAACAAAUGAUAGAGGCGCAAGAGGGUUUUACUGUUGGAGAACAAGAUGUUUUCUUUCACGGAAAUCCGCUUCAAGACAAUCUCACAUUAGGACAGCAGGGAGUUAUGGAAGAUACCCAACUUGAUAUUCGAGUUAAUUUCCAAGACAUUCCGUCUCCAACAAGAAAGAAAGGUAGCACAUCAACAUCUGAAGAUUGUGUCGUACCAGAUAUUGAUGAUGAAGAUAAUGUGUUUAACUUUGAACAGCCCAGAGUGCCAUCUGAUCCAAGAAUGUGGAAUAAAUGGGAAGUGAUGGAAUGGCUGAAAUGGGCAACAGAGAGAUACAGCAUAAGGGAUAUAACAGCAGAUAAGUUCUUGAUGAAUGGGAAAGGCCUGUGUAUGCUUGGUGUGGAGGGGUUCCUCUAUAGAGUUCCACGAGGCGGAGAUGUUCUUCAUGGUGAUUUUAAUAAACGGGUGACAGCAGCAGUGGAACAGUCACGCCAUAUGCAGAGCUAUCUUAAUCCUGGUGCAUCAAACUUCUACUAUGUGUAUUGAAGAGAUGAGAUAAUUUAUUUGAAAAAGGACAGACUAUUGAAAAGAGUAUGAUAUAAUGUGGGCAACCAAGAGUCACUGAUACUGCUUACAAAGAUUGUACACUAAUUAUUUAAAAAAAAUUUGCUAUUUGUAUAUAUUGUGCAUUUGAAUGGGGUUUGCCUUAACGCGCUCAAAUUCGCAGUUCAUGUAGUCAUACUGGUCAAGAUUUGUUACAGCUUUUGAAUGUUAUUGUAUUUUACAAAGACCAAUUUCACAAAAUGGGCUGGGGUUAAUUUAUUUAUCUAAAAGAUUUUUUUAAGAUUUUUGUUUUACUCUGGGGCCUAUCGUUCCUCAUUAUAAAUGACAUUGAGAAUUCACUUGUCAACAAGACAAGCUGAUGCGAAAAAUAUUGUGUUUUUUGGAUUGAUUUAUUUUUGCUCUUUUCAUGUAACUUUUUAUGCAUGUAAAACUUUGUUUCUGUGUUUUUAUUGUAAGGUCUGUGUUGUUUUAUUUGUUUUGUUUACUGCCAAGUAUAAAUUGUGAAAGCCAUGGAUCAUAAGAAUCCAGGAGUCAAAUUUAACAGCUUUGAACCUUGACAGUGAUUAAUAGUGUUCUCCUUUUCAAGAGGUAACUGGGAAAUUUACCACCUGUAGUACCUUAUUACCUACUAAAAUUUCUAAAAGUGCAAGGAAUUCUUGAAAAUUCAACUGUUAAAACGAAUGCUCUACCUGGAAAUUUCCUUUACCUGUCUUACCUAAAAUAUGGGAGAAUGCUGGAUCAGAGUCAAAUUUUCAUUAUUAUCUUGAAGUAUACAGUUAAUAUCUGGAUGUACUGGUAAAACUAGAUCUUUAGUUCAAGCCAGGAAUGUAGAGAGUAAAUGUUUAUGGAGUUGACCUAAAAUAGAGCCAUGUAUGCUUAGACUAUGGCGUAUAUCUACAGCUAACCACUACCUAGAGUUUAGUUCUUACAAACUUGAGCUAUGGAGAUCAUUAGAGGAUUAAGACAGUCCAAAAAUUUCUCUCUACCAGAGUUUUAAAAGAGUAGAUAAACAUUGUUGCAGGGAAGGAAAGUUGACAAUUUGAGCAUCAUCUUGUUGCCGAAUUUUUUACUUUACCUUUUCUGUAUCACCUCCAAAGCUUUCAUUGGUAACAUACAUAUCCUCAGUAUUUAUUUUCAUUCACACUUUCUUCUUGGUAAAAACUGUUGCACUUGUGUGGUAAAGUAAAUGUUUUGCUUUAAAAAAAAUGCUUACAGGAAUUUAAGAAAAAAGAUCUGUAUAUUUUAGCGUCGAAUAUUAAUUGAAUUGUUAUCUCGGAAAGUAUGGAAAGCCCAAAAAAAUUAGAGCCUACCGAUUAUUAAGAAAAAAAGUUAUGAAUUUCAAAAAGUUAUCUCGAAGUUGCACCUUUUCAUUUCACAGCAACUAAGCAUUCUCCUGUCUUCAAACUGUUUUCUUUAAAAAAGAAAGACUAAUUUAGAUGUACAGUUGUUUAACAACAUUCGUUUUAUUUACGUUACAUUCAAAGCAUGGUAAAUCGCUGGGCCAGAUUUUAUUUCAAUGAAACUGAUAAUAAAUAAAUUUUUGUUCUUCCUGAUA